Messenger RNA from Penicillium cataractarum, 672 nucleotides. Its product is annotated as HD domain-containing protein. Bases 1 to 672 code for a protein of 223 amino acids. Lineage: Eukaryota; Fungi; Ascomycota; Eurotiomycetes; Eurotiales; Aspergillaceae. The transcript has 2 exons. The record is from RefSeq and is a predicted model, not a curated record.
AUGGAGCCUCUAACGCCCGCACAAAAGGCCACAUCCCUAGUCAGUGCUCUAGAGCAGCAUGGACAGGGCGAUUACAUUGGAGAAUCGAUCAACCAGCUGGAGCACUCUUUACAGGCAGCCGACCAGGCACGCAAAUCAGGUAAGAGCUUUCUAGGCUUGGAUUUAUCGCACGAUAUCUCACCACUAAAUAUAGGUGCCCGAGAUGAACUGGUAAUCGCCGCGCUGUUCCACGAUAUCGGUCAGAUCAUUCCCUUGGACUCCACCAAAGAGGUUCGCAUGAACCUUCGUGGGAGUACCGAGAAUGUCGGUCGCGUGGGCCACGAAGCCAUCGGCGCUGCUUAUCUCCAAUCCCUAGGAUUCAGCGAUACAGUGUGUCGGUUAGUGAAUAGCCACGUUGCGGCGAAACGGUAUCUGACAGCAGUAAAUCGUGAUUAUUAUGAUUCCUUGUCUUCUGCGUCUCAGAGAUCGCUCGGUUUCCAGGGUGGCCCAUUCCAGGGAGAGGAGCUCGAGAAGUUCAACCAUGAUCCUCUGCGGGAUGAAAUGGUUUCGCUGCGGUUGUGGGACGAUGCGGCUAAAUUGGAAGGGGUGGAGUCCAUCACGCCCCGAGCAGGGGCAUAUCUGGACAUUAUCACUGCUCAUCUCUCGAGAACAGAUCUCCUACCAUCAUCAUGA